Molecule: messenger RNA, 1298 nt
Organism: Macadamia integrifolia
Lineage: Eukaryota; Viridiplantae; Streptophyta; Magnoliopsida; Proteales; Proteaceae
Product: probable aquaporin PIP2-5
Exons: 3
Coding region: 51-914 (287 amino acids)
Biological process (GO): transmembrane transport
Cellular component (GO): plasma membrane
Molecular function (GO): water channel activity
Source: RefSeq, a predicted model, not a curated record
CUCAACCAACAAAGAACCAUCCUUCUUCUCAGCUUUAAAGCUCUAAAGUUAUGGCGAAGGAAGUGGAGGUGUCACAGCCGGGCGAGUUCACAGCUCGGGACUACCACGACCCGCCUCCGGAACCGUUAUUCAACGUUGAUGAACUCACCAAGUGGUCUUUCUAUAGAGCCCUCAUAGCUGAAUUCGUGGCUUCCGUUCUUUUCCUUUAUAUCGGAACCUUGACGAUUAUCGGGUACAAGGACAUGUCCGACCCGACUAAGACCUCUGAUCCUUGUAAUGGUGUUGGUUUCCUUGGUAUCGCUUGGGCUUUCGGUGGCAUGAUCUUCGUCCUCGUUUACUGCACCGCCGGUAUAUCUGGUGGGCACAUAAACCCGGCAGUGACGUUCGGGUUGUUCCUAGCAAGGAAGGUGUCUCUGAUCCGAGCAGUGAUGUACAUGGUAGCACAGUGUCUUGGUUGCAUCUGUGGAGUAGGGUUGGCUAAGGGAUUCCAGCAGUCUUACUUCACCGGCUACGGUGCCGGAGCCAACGUAGUUGCACCGGGCUACACCAAAGGAGCGGCUUUGGGCGCCGAGAUCAUUGGUACCUUCGUCCUUGUCUACACCGUCUUCUCCGCCACUGACCCCAAGAGAAGCGCCAGAGACUCUCAUGUUCCCGUGUUGGCACCACUCCCUAUUGGGUUCGCGGUAUUUAUGGUUCACUUGGCUACCAUCCCAAUCGAUGGCACAGGCAUUAAUCCGGCUAGGAGUUUUGGAGCUGCAGUAAUCUACAACCAUGAUAAGGUCUGGGAUGACCAUUGGAUCUUCUGGGUGGGACCUUUCAUUGGGGCAGCCCUCGCUUCCUUCUACCACCAAUACAUUCUUAGAGCUGGUGCCAUUAAAGCUCUGGGUUCCUUCAGAAGCAAUCCCCACUACUAAAUUUCCCACUUCUUCUUCUUCAGGGACACUCUGAUCUUGGUGGUUUUGAUUGAUGGUGUUUUCAAGAGAGAAUUGUAAUAAAUUAAUGGAAGGUGUCUACAAGUUUGCCUGUGAAGAGGUCCUUGAAGACCCAUGGAAAUUGAAUCAUCCAAUGGGAGUGCAUUUACUGGGGAGGAAGAAAAUAUGAGGUUCAUGGGUGGGAUAUAAAAGGGCGUGGCAGUGUGUGUUUCUUUUCCUUUAUACCUAAUUAUCUUUGGUUCAUGCAAAAACAAAAAAAAAAUCUUUGGUUGGAUUUUCCUUCGGCUAUGUUUGAUUGUAAGGGAAAUUGAAGGGAAGAAAAGUGAAAAUUUCAUACUUAAAAAAGAAAUAUAUGUAAUCAUUACC